Molecule: messenger RNA, 5301 nt
Organism: Neopsephotus bourkii (Bourke's parrot)
Lineage: Eukaryota; Metazoa; Chordata; Aves; Psittaciformes; Psittacidae
Gene: CLSPN
Product: claspin
Exons: 26
Coding region: 1-4110 (1369 amino acids)
Biological process (GO): mitotic G2 DNA damage checkpoint signaling; mitotic DNA replication checkpoint signaling; activation of protein kinase activity
Molecular function (GO): anaphase-promoting complex binding
Source: RefSeq, a predicted model, not a curated record
AUGGCGGCGGCUCCCGCUGAGGGCUCUGCUGAGGGUGGUGCCACGGAGGUCUGGGUAGGGCAGCGGGAGAGGCCGCGGCGGCAGCGGAACCUCUCUUCUCCGGCGGCACUGCACCCUCCCCGGGCUCGCCGCUCUCUUUGCAGCCUGCGCUUCCCUGCACCCCCGGCCGCUCGCCCUUCCGCCUUGCUGCCCGCGUUUCCAUCAGAAGAUUUGAGUUCCAACUUGCAGAAACCCCUGGACAGUGACUCUGACAGCGGACAGGGCAGCUGUGAAACAACCUCUCCUGGUCAUCUCAGCAAAGGGGCAGCGUCUCCUGAUGACAGAGAUUCAGAGGAAGAGAUUUUUGUACGGAAAAAGACAAAAAGCAAGAAGGUGCUUCAGGACAGUGAGAGUGAAGAUGGAGAGGAUGGUGGCUCUUUUGUGCAGAAUGGGACUCCAAGCGAAGACAAGGGAAAUGAGGAGGAAAAAGAAAACAUUACAGCCCAGAGGAACAAGAAACCCCAUCGGAUUCGCCAAGGCCUGUUAGACAGUGAUGACAGUGACACUGGUGACCGACUGCAGGCUGAAGGCCUUGAAUCAAGCAGGAGGUCUGGCUUGUCUGAGAAUGAGUUGGAAGAGGAGAGACCCCUAAAAUCUGGGAAAAAGUACAGAAAACAUAAACCACAUAAAGGGGAUUUUGAAGAAGAGACAGGAAAAAAUGCUGUAGGAAAAUCAAGAAGAAAAAAGGAGAAGCAGAGAAGAGCUGAGUCCAUUAAAAAGCUGAAAAAAGAGAAGCAGCCUAGCACAAAGGAGCUCUUUGAUAACGGCUUAGAGGAGGAAAACGAGGAUGAAGAGUCAAUAGAAUCAAUACGGGCAGCAGUGAAAAACAAAGUGAAAAAAUACAAGAACAAAGAACGGUUUCCUGAGGAUGAAAGCUACAAACACGUAUUUGAUGAUGAAGAUGAGGUACCUGUAGAAAAAGAGCCAAAAAAGAAGGAACGGAAAGCAGCAAGGUUGAGUAAAGAAGCCAUUAAGCAACUGCAUAGUGAGUCCCAACGGCUUAUUAGAGAAUCAUCGGUGUCUCUCCCAUAUCAUGUGCCUGAGGCCAAAAGUGUUCAUGACUUCUUCAAGCGUAGACCUCGACCAGUAUGUCAAGGAAAUGCCAUGGCAUUACUGAAGUCUGCUAAAUACGAGCUAUCCCUAAAUGAAGAGCCUGCAGACAGUAAGAACUUCAGCACAGAUUGCAAAGAUGGGCAGAUAGAAAGUGAUCAAUCAGCAGCUAAUGAACCAGAAACAAUUCUUGGCAAAGAUGUUGGUGUUACUGUCACCAAGCCUCUUGUUGAUGUAGGGAAGAACUUGACAGAAGACUGUGCUGAAAAACCCCAGCAGGACAGUGACAAUUGUCACACAGUUGGGGCUGCAACAACUGAUAAUACAGAAGAACAGCACUCUGACUUUGUAAGCACUGAUCCUCAUGAACAAAAAGAGAAUGAAGUACCUUUAGCAGCUGAUGGAGCUGCCCUUGAGCAAAGAGGUGAAACAGCACCAGACGUACAAUGUGAAAAAAGCAAUAAACAGGAGGAGCCUGGAGUGGUGGCACAGCCUGAAAAAGUAAGGAAGUCCAAGUUGGAUAAACUUCGUGAGCUGGGAAUAGACCUGUCCAUCAAGCCAAGAAUCAACUCUGGCAAUGAAUCCUUUAUAAACCUGGAUGAAUCUGAUUCAAGUAAAGAUUUGGAAGCCUUGAAAGCACGUUUCUUGAAGCACACUCUUCAGACAUCAAAAUCCAAAGUUGAACGGACCAUAAACAUGAGCAUUAUCCGUAAGGAGAUUACAUCUGAAGGAAAGGAGGAGCUCAAGGCAGAUGUGGUCCCAGCAGUGUUAGCAGCAGAGAGCCUGGAUGAAACAGUCCACACCAAGCCAGGUGAAAAGCUCCAAGCACUGAAGGCUAAACUCCAGGAGGCCAUGAAACUCCGCAGGACUGAGGAACGCCAGAAGCGGCAGGCGUUGUUUAAACUGGAUAAUGAGGAGAUGUUGGAGGAAGAAGAGGAGGAGGAGGAAGAGAUGACAGAUGAGUCUGAAGAGGAAGAAGGCGAUCAUGAGAAUGUGGAAUUUCUGCUUGGUGAAGCGGAGGAGGAUAUUGAAGAUACAGAAGAGAAACAUGUUGAAGACUGUGAUAAAGAAACUGACAAAGAAUCAAUCGAUGGUGAAAAGCUGGAGAAAUCUGUGCACGGCGAUUCUGUUUUCAAACCACCUUCAACAGAGUCUACAUUGAUGCUUUUUAAGGACAGCUCCUCAAAAAUGGGGUAUUCUCUUCCUGAUGAGAAACUUGAAAUGGAAGAAGCUGCAGACAAAGGACCUACCAAGUUAGAGGAUGAUGAUUCCUUUUCCCUACCAACACCAGCAAAAGAGAAUAGCCAUAACAGCAGCUUUGAGUUUAUUGGCUCCAUGAUUCCAUCGUAUCAGCCCUGUAACAAACAGGCAUCACGUGGAGGGAGCUUCUUAUCUGCAGCAGGAGGUUUCAGGUCACCUUCCCCAGGUUUUUUCAAAACGAGCUUUAUCAGCUCUGCUUCCAAGAGCUCAGGAAAGACGUCUGAGCCUUCUCUUCCCAUAGAAGAUUCCCAGGAUCUGUAUAAUGCCUCUCCUGAGCCAAAGAGUUUAUUUCCAGGGGCAGGGGAGUCACAGUUCCAGUUUUCUUUGGAAGAUGACACUCAGAGCCAGCUGCUUGAUGCAGAUGGGUUUUUGAAUGUUGGACAACAUAGGAAUAAAUACCAGUCUUCCAAGCAUCAGCUGCCUCUGGCUAGUAUGGAUGAGAAUGCGAUGGAUGCCAAUAUGGAUGAAUUACUGGAUUUGUGUUCUGGAAAGUUUAGCAGUCAGGCUGAACACGUGCCAAAUACCAGCAGCAACAAAAAGCAGAACAUGGAAGAAUUGCUCAAUCUUUGUUCAGGAAAAUUCGUGUCUCAGACAGGUUCCCCAACAUGGGCAUCAUCAGUAUCUUCCAAGGCAGAAAAAGACAGUGACAUAGAAGAUCCAAUGGCAGAAGCUCUAGCACUUUGUUCAGGCUCGUUUCCCACAGACAGGGAAGAGCAAGAUGAAGAAGAGCAAGAAGAACUCGGUGGCUUUCAGCUUUUAACAGAUGACGAGGCGUUUGAAAGUGAAGAGGAUGAAAAAAGUGGAGACAGUGAUGGUGAAGCAGCAGAAACGAGUGAUGAAGAAGAGCAAUUGCUGAGACAUAGAAACAGCUUGAAGAAAAAACUAAGACUGCAGGAAUUCAUGGAAGAUGAGGCAGAGCUGUCGGGGAGUGAUGUGGGAAGUGAGGAUGAAUAUGAUGGUGAAGACCUCAAUGAAUACGAAGAAGAGGUUAUUGAUGAGGAACUCCCUAAUGAAGAGGAAUUAGAAAACCAAGUACAGAAAUUACACAUGAAGGCAGUGCUAGAUGAUGACAAGCGUCAGUUACGCCUGUACCAGGAAAGAUACCUCAUUGAUGGUGACCUGCAUAGUGAUGGCCCUGGCAGGAUAAGGAGAUUCAGAUGGAAAAACAUAGAUUAUGCUUCACAGAUUGACUUGUUCCAGAGAGACUCAGAUAAUGAUGAGGAAAAUGAACAACUUGAUGACACAGAAGUGAAAUGGAGGAAAGAGCGAUUUGAACGAGAACAGUGGCUUCGUGAGCAGAAAGAAAAAAAUAACGAGCAGGAGGAAGAGGAAGAAAUAGGUGAAGACAGCCAAUUCAUGAAGCUAGCCAAAAAAGUAACUUCUAAGUCCCUACAGAAGAAAGCAAGCCCAGCAGUAGUGGCACAAGACACAACACUAUUACCCAGGAACCCCUUUGAAGCAUUCAGACCAGCCAGCGACGUACAGAUAAAAAGCGGGUCUCUCUUGAACAGACCUAAAGCUGUCCUUGAGAAACUAGCAGCAAUGUCAGAACUUAAUCCAAAUGCACCUCGAAAUUCAAGGAAUUUUGUCUUUCAUACGCUUUCCCCAGAGAAGAGUGAAGAGGCAAAGGAGAAAUCCAAACUUCAGGUGAAGAAAAGAGCUCCUUCUGCAGUAAUAACACCUCUGGCCAAACGGUCUAGGGUGGACAGCACAGAGGAAACAAGUCAAAGCCGAAGCAUAUUCCAGUACUUGGAGAGCUGAGUAUGUCUGCUUAGGGCCAGAGGUUGUAUCUGGUCUCUUUGCCAGCUGUGGUUUGUUUUGCAGAUCUGCCAGCAGCCAUCAGGAAGGUAAACAAGUUGCUGUAUGCUCUUGAGCUGUCACUUAGUUCACAAGUUCCAGUUAUUUCCAGGGAAUGGUCUUGUUUAUUCCCUUUUUAAUCCGUCCUCUGUGGCAAAUGAGAGCACAAAAUCCGUGGCUGGCCUGGAGUGAAAUGCUAACUUGGUCUUUCCCAAGCAUUAAGGAGACUUUUACACUACUUUAUACUGUCCUCACAAUCUCACACGUGUCAGUGGUAUAAGUUCCAUCUGAAAUUACCAUUUGUAUGGCAGGUAUGAUGCAGAAAUGCUCCUGUUUGCUUAAAGCACAGAUGAAGGAGGUAUUUCUGCAAUUUGGGGUAAGAAAAAGCAGUGUUAACUGUGGCAGCAUGUAUGUUGUUUACACUUGCAGUAUGAAGCUGCCUAUGGCUUCCUCCAGUGUCUUAUUUUCUCUAAUGCUAAGCAUUUAUUAGCUUGAUGUUUUAAGAAGCACUAAUUUAUAUUUGAAAUGUAUACUUUUAAAAAAGGUCCCACUCUUUUAUGAGGCAGUUUAAUAAUGAGUUCUUUCCAAGUUUUUAUUCCUGUUUAUAUUCAUACACAUGUUUGUAUGUGUGGGGAGAGGGAAGAAUGUGAAUAAUGUGGGAGAGGAAAAGGAGGUAUGUUGGGGGGGGGUAUUUUCUUGGGGGGGAUCUGUUUGGUUUGUUUUGCCCAACUGAAGGCUCUUAAAUCAUCCAUUCCUGCUGCACUCCAAGAGAAAUCAUCCAUUUCUGAACAGCUACAGCACGGCCCUCUCUUGAAUGAGGAAAUUAGAUAAGGACCCAUCCACAGCUAUUCUAAAGAAGAAAGAAACCUGAGACAGAAUAUAAAGCAUUUCUGACCUUUCUGAUUACAUACUGAAUGUGUUAAAGUAGGGACCAGAUUAAUAGUAAUAGUCCUCUAUGUCAGACUAAACAUCUUUAGGACUUGAUGUCACAAACUGAGGUUGGUGACUGUUGCAUAAGUAACUUGAACUGUAAAUUUUGUACCAUCAUACACCUGGUGUGCUCCAUGUAAAAUAUCUUACUGUAUAUUAUGUUUAUAAAGAAUUAUGGUACAAACUGGAGUGCAACUUUACAAUAAAACCUGGUUUUAAUUUUGA